GGAGGCUCAGAGGAUCCCCUGCUGACUCCAGGCAGAGGAAGGCAGAGGCUCAGGCAGCUCCUGGAGGAACUGGGAGCCCCUCUCCCCACCGGGCUCCGGAGCCAUGAGCAGCGCUGUGGUCCUCACCCACCUCCCAGACCCCAGCAGCAGCUUCAGGGAAGACGCCCCCCGACCCCCUGUCCCGGGGGAGGAAGGAGAAGCACCAUGCCCGCAACUCGCCAGCUCGUUUCUCCCCAAAAGCCAAAGCUUCAAGGCCAUGCCGGUGCCUCCUGCCCCGCGGAGGAAUGAGAACGGCCUCGGGGAGCCGGAAGGCAGCGCAUCUCCAGACUCCCCUCUGGCCAGAUGGACCAAAUCCUUGCAUUCCUUGUUGGGAGAUCAAGAUGGUGCCUAUCUUUUUCGGACCUUCCUGGAAAGGGAAAAAUGUGUGGAUACCUUAGACUUCUGGUUUGCCUGCAAUGGCUUCAGGCAGAUGGACCUUAAGGAUACCAAAACUUUACGAGUAGCCAAAGCUAUAUACAAAAGGUACAUCGAGAACAACAGCAUCGUCUCCAAGCAGCUCAAGCCUGCUACCAAGACCUACAUAAGGGAUAGCAUCAAGAAGCAGCAGAUAGAUUCUAUCAUGUUUGAUCAGGCACAGACUGAGAUUCAGACUGUGAUGGAGGAAAAUGCUUACCAGAUGUUUUUAACUUCUGAUAUAUACCUCGAAUAUGUACGGAGUGGAGGAGAGAAUCCUGCUUACAUGAACAGCAACGGACUGGGGAGCUUAAAGGUUGUCUGUGGCUAUCUCCCGACCUUGAAUGAAGAAGAGGAAUGGAGCUGUGCAGACUUUAAAAACAAAAUCUUGCCUUCGGUAGUUGGACUAUCCAGCAAGACGUUGAGGGUUACGGCCAACGUCAGAGCUACGGAAACGAUCGAGAACGGAUACAGGUCCUUCAAGAGGAACGAUCCCAUUAACCCGUACCAUGUGAAUUCUGGCUAUGUUUUUGCCCCAGCCACCAGCGCGAAUGAUAGUGAAAUAUCCAGUGAUGCCCUGACGGACGACUCCAUGUCGAUGACGGACAGCAGCGUAGAUGGGAUCCCCCCGUACCGAAUUGGGAGCAAGAAGCAGCUCCAGCGGGAAAUGCAUCGGAGUGUCAAGGCCAACGGGCAAGUUUCUCUACCUCAUUUUCCGUUCGUCUUCCUCUUCCCCACUUGCCCUCCCCCUCUCCACUUCAGAUGUUCAACCUCAAAUCAGCAGAGGGAUCGAAACCACUCCGCUGCCGUUCAGGGGGGAAACACCCCUUUCUGCAAUGCAAGUCUAAUGACAGAAGAUCACAAAGAGCCAAAGAAACCGCCAGUUGUUCACACCUCUCAGUGUAGUGAGUUGGUUGUCACCUAUUUUUUUUGUGGAGAAGAAAUUCCCUACAGGAGGAUGUUAAAGGCCCAGAGCCUGACACUUGGGCACUUUAAAGAACAGCUGAGCAAAAAGGGAAAUUACAGAUACUACUUCAAAAAAGCAAGCGACGAGUUCGACUGUGGUGCGGUAUUCGAAGAGAUUUGGGAGGACGAAACCAUCCUGCCGAUGUACGAAGGAAGGAUUCUUGGGAAAGUAGAAAGAAUCGAUUGAUGGCAUCUGUGUUUCUUAAGAAAAGUUAAGCUAGAAAAGUCUUUGGACACACAACAGUAGUGAUGACAAGGAAAGAAAAAAAAAAACAAACCCACAAAACUCUGAAGGAAAAGUUUUGAACCAAUGAAGAAAAAAAGUGAAGUCUAUGAAGACUUUGCUGAAUUAGCCUUAGAGGAAAAAAAUGGCAUUUAUUAUUCAUGAGUUGGGUACUGAGAUGAUAAAAACCCUGAACUAUUUAUUAAAAACAUGACCACUGUUGGCUAUUGGAGAUGCAGACCGUGUUUGAGAGACUUCCAUACAUAAUAUAUGAUUUCCUGGGGAUCUGAAAACUAUGGACUAAGAGAAACUGUGUAUAGCUUACCUUAACAGUAAUCCCUAUUGAUAUUUAUUGAACAGUCUGUUUUCCCUUAAGUCCAGUUUUUGGAUAUGCUGCUUUAACAAUGGAGAAGAGAGGGGCUGGGAAAGUGGGGUGAUGGGAGGAAGGAUUAUUUUAUUUUUUUACAUUGUUCCCACUAUCUAAAAUUUAGGAGUUUGGCUAUGAACGCAUUCGUGAUUUUUUUUUUUUUUUUGAAGUGGGAGGAGGGAAGGAGUGACGUUGUGCCCAGUAUUUCUCCGAGUGAAGAUAAAACUUUUCUAAAGAAAUAAUAAAAGCCGAAAUAAAAAUACUGUCCUACCAUUCAUCUAGAGACCGGUGCAUUUUAAUCUAUGCUGCUCUAAUUUGAAAUAAAGGUCUUAAGCGUUAAAGAUGUUAGAUGCAAUAUUACGACAGCAACUUGUUAAUGUUGUCCAUGGAUUUCUGCGGUGUGAGGUUUUUGCUUUGCUGCUGUCGGUGGUGAGGGUACCAGGUGGUGUCCGGUGCCUCUCUCGGUCGAGGCAAGGGAGAGCAAAACCCUGAGCCUGGGAGAGCUGUAGAAGCCAUCCAGUUCCCGUUUCCAUGCUUAGCACACCAAAAGGACACGUUGCAAAAGCCGGGUUAAACAAACCCCUGUAUGUAUUCCACGUAGCUAGCUAAUUUUGUUUAGCCAUUCUACUUCAAUGUUAGCACAGUUGUAUUUCAGUGGCGUGUAACUACGAUGGGGCGUAUUUUCAGAUCGGUGUGGAACGCGUGACUCGUUGUGUGGUGGGUUGGGGUUUUGGGGUUUUUUUUUGUUUGUUUCGUUUGGGUUUGUUGGGUGUUUUUUUGUUGGUUUUGUUGGGUUUUUUUUGCCUUACCUUCACAACACCCAUGUGAGCCCGUGGGAGAUGUGGGCGAAGGCGCUCUGCAGCCCUGGGCAGAGCUUGGUGUGUGCGUGUGUGUGGGUGUUGGGAUGGAGCGACCCUUUCCCGGGAACGACCUUGCAUUUCUACAGUUGGGUUUUGUGUUGAUUAAGUUAAUCUGUGCAUUCUGUUUGCCAAUUGCUACUUUGUAUAAGUCUGUAUAUAUUGUAGAAAAUGUAUGGUGAAAAUAUUAAUACACUAUCUCUAGUGUUUUUAAAAUUUAAUCAGUACAGUACCUGUGCCUGCAUGGCGUUACGAGACCAUGCGUCGCCCUAUAUUCAGGGUUCAAGCUUUCCCUUGUUUGUUUAAGGGGUUUAUGUAUAAAUAUAUUUUAUGCCUUUUAUUACAAGUCCUGUACUCAUGACUUUUGCCAUGGCAUUUUGUUCUACUUAUACUGUAAAUUAUGCAUUAUAAAGAGUUUCAUUUAAAAAAAAAAUUACUUGGUACAAUAAUUAUUGUAAUUAAGAGAUGUAGCCUUUAUUAAAAUUUUAUAUUUUU
Athene cunicularia (burrowing owl) is the source of this 3361-nucleotide messenger RNA. RefSeq names its product axin 2 (gene AXIN2). Lineage: Eukaryota; Metazoa; Chordata; Aves; Strigiformes; Strigidae. The transcript has 6 exons. Gene Ontology annotation, biological process: negative regulation of canonical Wnt signaling pathway. The record is from RefSeq and is a predicted model, not a curated record. The coding region runs from base 104 to 1606 and encodes 500 amino acids.